This is a messenger RNA of Aspergillus vadensis CBS 113365, 3543 nucleotides long. RefSeq names its product bifunctional metallophosphatase/5'-nucleotidase. Gene Ontology annotation, biological process: nucleotide catabolic process. The coding region runs from base 1 to 3543 and encodes 1180 amino acids. The record is from RefSeq and is a predicted model, not a curated record. The transcript is spliced from 8 exons. NCBI's taxonomy places the organism in Eukaryota, Fungi, Ascomycota, Eurotiomycetes, Eurotiales, Aspergillaceae. Gene Ontology annotation, molecular function: hydrolase activity.
AUGGGGAAACUCCCUGCGGCCAUUAUCGUCGCCAGACAUGGCGCUCGCCUGGAUGUUGCAGACAAGAAUUGGCAUCUCACUUCGCCUACCCCCUAUGACCCUCCCCUCUCGUAUGGCGGCUGGCUACAGUCUCGAGCUCUUGGGGCCCGCAUCAAUGACGUUGUCCAGUCUCUGGAUGACUCACUAGACUCUACAACAGAAAUUGACAAUGGUAUCAAGUCGCCUUCCGACCGUCUACAAAAGCCAAAAUCGAAGCGCAGGAUUAUCAUUCACACAUCUCCCUUUACUCGAUGCCUACAGACAGCCAUCGCGAGUUCGGGCGAGCCAGAGCUCAACCGGUCCUCGAAAGUCCCCAGUUUAGUCCAGUCAAAUUCGGAUUCUGCCUUGACCCCAGGUCCCAUUACAUCAAGCGACCAUCGAUGUCUCCUACGGGUGGAUGCCUUCCUUGGGGAAUGGCUUUGCCCUAGAUACUUCGACGAGAUUAUCCCGCCGCCCAACUCGGAUCGCAUGAUCACUGCUGCAAAGCUCGAGCUGCUGCGUCGCGAGCACAGUUUCGUUCCCGAGGCGGACAUCGUCCCUAGACCCUCCGCUGGCUUUUUCCCUGGUGGCUGGGGGAGUGCAUCUACUCCGGUUUCUCCCGCCAAUGAUGUAACAGCGAAGAUUAAGGCAGAGGCCCCACCCGGUACACGUCAGACGCAGGCACAGAGGUCGCGCGCUGGCAGCUGUGACACCUUUAGCGCUGCUGAAACGACUCGCGGACGGCGGAUGCUCAGCAAGAUUAAUACCAAUCUCCCCUCCAUUCCAGAUGCCGCCUACGUGCCUCCAACGCCCAGCUAUGCCAUUUCUCCUUCGGACCCCAUUCCAGCUGGGUACGUGACGCAUGCUCGGGACGCCUGUGUGAAGAUCGAUUUUCAAUGGGACAGUAUGCACGGGGAGCAGAACUGGGGUGAUGGAGGCGAGUACGGCGAAGAAUGGAGUACGAUGCAUACGCGGUUCAGUACGGGGCUCGACCGCAUGCUUGCUUGGUAUCGGGACUACGAGUCAACUUCUUCCGGUCGGCCUCGACGACAUUCUCAGAUGCUCGACAGUUCUGGCGAAGCCAGUUCCCGCAGUGAAGCGGAUGACGAUACGGAGACGAUUUUGGUGUUGAUUACGCACGGCGCGGGUUGCAAUGCAAUGAUCGCAGCACUGUCCGGGGAGCCAUCCCAAGUGAAUGUCGGCACUGCAUCUCUCACCGUGGCGGUCCGCAAUGAUCACAUGCCCGAAAUGGCGCAAGAUGAUACCAUUGGCGGACCAGUUCGGACCAAGGGAUCCAACGAGCCAUCCAGCGUGGAGAGUUAUGCCAUGAAAAUGGUGGCUUCAACCGAGCACCUCCGCAUCGCUCCCAGCAUGUCACGUGUCUCCCCGAGCCAGGUGACCUCCCCCUCACUCUCGUCCUACCGACACCGUCUAGCAAACCGCCCAUCGCUGUCACAAGGCAUGUUCAUCAUUGGACCCUCGUCGACAUCCGGCCCCAGCACUCGACUAGUUGCCGGGGCUUACAGAAUGCCCUCUGUCCCUACCGACGGCUUGUCCGUCACCCACCCUUCCUCCAGGUCCGGUCCGCCGCACCUCCGUCUGAUCCACUACAAUGACGUCUACCACGUGGAAGAAGGUUCUGCAGAACCCGUCGGCGGCGUGGCCCGAUUUCAAUCCGUCGUCAACUACUACCGCAACGACCCCUCCUUUUCCGAACAACCCAACGUCCUGACCUUCUUCUCCGGCGAUGCCUACAACCCCAGUCUCGAAAGCACGGUCACGAAAGGGCGGCACAUGGUGCCGUUUCUGAAUAAGGCGGGGACAGAUGUAGCCUGUGUUGGUAAUCACGAUCUCGAUUUCGGUGUCGCUCAAUUCCGCCAUCUACGUUCACAAUGUCGGUUUCCGUGGCUGCUGGCCAAUGUUCUGGAUCUGGAUUUGGGAAAGGAUGUGCCGAUUGCGAAUUGCGAUAAGACAUUGAUGUUGACCUCGUCUAACGGGAUCAAGGUCGGUGUCAUUGGCUUAGGUGAGAGGGAAUGGCUCGGAACGAUCAAUGCCCUCCCUCCGAACCUGGUCUAUAAGUCGGCGUACAAGACAGCGCUGGAGCUGGUCCCGCGUCUGCGUGAACAAGGCGCCGAAUUAAUUGUGGCGGUCACCCACCAACGUGAACCGAAUGACUAUAAGCUGGCUCAGAAGCUUCCGCCGGGAAUGAUUGAUAUAAUCUUGGGUGGCCACGAUCAUUUCUAUGCCCAUGCUGUCGUCAACGGCACGCAUGUCCUCCGGUCGGGUACGGACUUCAAGCAACUUAGCUACAUUGAGGCGUGGCGCAAGGAGGAUGGUGAAGGAUGGGACUUCAGUAUCGUGCGCCGGGAUAUCGUUCGGUCAAUUCCGGAGGACCCUGCAACGACGGCCAUGGUGAAUCGGUUGACGUCUAGCUUGGCGGCGAAGUUAGAAAAGCCGAUCGGGUAUACUUCGGUUGCACUGGAUGGACGAUUCUCAACAGUGCGUCAGAAGGAGUCAAAUCUGGGGAACUUUGCGUGCGAUCUCAUGCGAUUUUACUAUGGGGCUGACUGCGCGAUGAUGGCUGGCGGGACUAUACGUGGUGACCAAAUUUACCCGCCAGGGAUCCUGCGGCUGAAGGACAUCCUCAACUGCUUCCCCUUUGAAGAUCCGGUCGUAUUAUUGCGCAUCAAGGGUCGUGCGCUCUUUGAUGCCCUGGAGAAUGGAGUGAGCCAACUUCCAGCGCUCGAAGGGCGGUUUACCCAGGUGUCGAACAUUGCUUUUGGCUACAACCCCUCGGCCCCUUCGGGUUCCCGCAUCAACUGGGCCCAAAUUGGCGGAGAGCCAAUUGACUUCGAUGGGCAGUACACAUUGGCAACCCGCGGAUACAUGGCUCGUGGAAAAGACGGGUUUGCGUCUCUGCUGGUGCAGUCAGAGGGCGGCGAAGUCGAAGAGAUCGUAGAUGAAGAGAGUGGCAUCCUGAUCAGCACACUACUCCGCCAGUAUUUUCUGAGUUUGCGAGUGCUGGGUCGAUGGCGCCGCUGGGGUCCCAGCAUGACCCGACACUGGAGCAACGUGCAUGAUAGCCUCCAUUGCAAUGGAUGGCUGAAACCGCCAUCCCGCCAGCCGUCUCCCGAGUCAAACAAGGUGCCGUAUCGGCCCCCGUUGUCGCGGUCGAAGAACUACUAUUAUGGUCGGUUCCCCGAGAUUGUGGAAACCGAGGAGACGGAGAGCCGAGGUGUGGGCUUGAACGGGGAGGACGAGUCAAUGGACUCGGACUCGGACACUGACCCCGACAUCCUGACCUCUCCUCGUCCGACUACGAACUAUGUAACUCUGCCAGCACGGUCCGCUACGGAAGAGGAACGGCGCCUGCGUCUGGCGCGCAAGGCUGUCCGGACAUGGAUGCAUCGGACGGGGCUGCAGCCAUCGCCAAUUAAUGACGCGGAUGAAGUUGGAGAAUUCACACCAACAUGGACACCAGGUAUCUCGCCGCGCUUGGAGCAGCGGAUUGUGGUUGAAAAUUAG